CGGUACCCACUGCUUGGGGCCUUCUGGGUGGCAGCACUUCACAGGGAGAGACCGAGGAGCAGCCCUGAGCCCCUGGCUGUGGGGGGUGGGGGAACUGACUCACUUGGCCCCCCUCCCUCGUGCCGAUGGGGCAGCCCCCACACCCAUGGGUGCUGGCACCCCAGCAGGCCCCCAGGUUUUGGAAAAGGAAGCUGCAGCCCGGCUGCGCCUGACCGGAGCCGGCUGAGGAUGCGCUCUGGGCGCAGGGACCCGCUGGCCCCCGGGCCGGGAGGCGAUGUUUAGGCAGCGACCCCCCAGAGGCUGCCAGGGCCACCCUGGCCGCGGGCCCGCGGGGACUCCCUUGCUCGCCGCGCCCCUCCCCGGGCCGUGGCGCGUCCCCCGAGCCGCGCAGUAUUUCCUUCCUGCACCUUUAAGAAGACCGUUGCUCCGUGGUGGGAUGGUGUGUUAAAGCCACACAGAGGAAGUUACGCAGCCCGGAUCAGACCGAGAGAUAAAAGCCCCGAUGGUGAUCGUGAGUGAUGGCAAGAGGAUUUAGCCUCGGCAUUAACUUGGAGCGGAGUGCAGGGGGGCAGUGAAGCGCCCGCCAUCUGGCCCGCGCCGCGCCGGGGGGAUGCCCCGGCUCCCCGACGAGCCGCCGCGAAGCCCACCCGGGCCGGGGGCCGCCCGGCGCCGGAGCGCGGGUCCUCCCCGGGCCGCCCAGGGGGGCCAAAAAGUUUGCACUUGUUAGCGGCGACCUCCCGCUCCUCCCGGGCGGGCGAUGCGGGCGGCGCGGGCGGCCCCCUCCCCCGGCCCGCGUCUCCGGGACGGCUGCGGGCGGCCCCCCCGGCGGCCGGAGGGCUCCCCGGCCCCGAUCUGACGGCGGCGGCGGCGGCGGCCACAGCGGCGGGAGCGGCGCGGGGAAGGAGCAGCGGCUUGCAGCCCUCGGCCCGCGCCCCCACCCAGCGCCAGCCCGAGGGGGGAGGCGCAGCGCCGGAGGGUGGCGGUCCUCGGCCCUCCCGGGUCUCCGCGCCGGGAAGCCGCUCCGAGCCGGGGCUUGCCCGGGCCCGGGAGCCACUUACAGCGGCCCGGCAAAGGCUCGGAUGCAAAAGUUGUUUGGUGGCGGCUGCUACGAGCUGAGGACUGGAGUCGCCCCAGAGGGGUGUGUGAGGAUUGUGCCUAUGAUUGGGGAGCUGUUUCUCAGUGCCUGGCUCUUCAUGGUUGGCCAGCACGUGGAGCACUCUGUUCAUCUGUACAUAUAGGUGUUGUUGCUAAUGAGCUCUCUCUCUCCUCCCCUCUUACAAUGAAAGACAAGCCAGACCCCAGGUACCUGGAUGGAUUGAGAGCUGAGAUCUCAGAAACUUCAUAAUAAGUUGCCGAUGGCUACCAGCCAAGGCUGGAGGGUUAUUUUGCAGUGGUGUUGAGCACGUCACCCAUUAAGAGCCCUUUAAAGACCUGGAUUGAUUGGAAGGACAAAAAUUAAAAGCAAUCUGAUCCGGCCUCAUGCAGGAUCCCUGCGGAUUUUCUCCUUAUCCCAUUUCCAUCCACUGUCACAAUUUGAGAGUCCGCCUGAUUUGAUCAGAUUCACCUCCGGGGGAGGUGUGAUGACAAGGUUAGGAGGACGUGAAGUUGUGGGCAACUUUCUGAUCUGUCCAUCAGCAGUCUGAGAAACACUGGCUCUGAAUUUUCUGUAUCGGCCUUUUGGAAACAACAAGUUCCUCGCUGUUUGCAAAGCUUCAGUGCUUGGGUCCCUGGGACACCCGGCCACCCUCGCCUGGUAGAUGUGGCAUUUCCAUGCUGAGGCCACAAGUCCCGCCUGACCCCGUCGCUGCCUCUCCAGGGCUUCUCUGGGCCGCGCCCCUGCGGACUGCGCAGCCAUGCUGCACCUGCUGGCGCUCUUCCUGCACUGCCUCCCUCUGGCCUCUGGGGACUACGACAUCUGCAAAUCCUGGGUGACCACAGAUGAGGGCCCCACCUGGGAGUUCUACGCCUGCCAGCCCAAGGUGAUGCGCUUGAAGGACUACGUCAAGGUGAAGGUGGAACCCUCGGGCAUCACGUGUGGAGACCCCCCUGAGAGGUUCUGCUCCCAUGAGAAUCCCUACCUGUGCAGCAACGAGUGUGACGCCUCCAACCCGGACCUGGCCCACCCGCCUAGGCUCAUGUUGGACAAGGAGGAGGAGGGCCUGGCCACCUACUGGCAGAGCAUCACGUGGAGCCGCUACCCCAGCCCGCUGGAAGCCAACAUCACCCUUUCGUGGAACAAGACCGUGGAGCUGACCGAUGACGUGGUGAUGACCUUCGAGUACGGCCGGCCCACGGUCAUGGUCCUGGAGAAGUCCCUGGACAACGGGCGCACGUGGCAGCCCUACCAGUUCUACGCCGAGGACUGCAUGGAGGCCUUCGGCAUGUCCGCCCGCCGGGCCCGGGACAUGUCGUCCUCCAGCGCCCACCGCGUGCUCUGCACCGAGGAGUACUCGCGCUGGGCGGGCUCCAAGAAGGAGAAGCACGUGCGCUUCGAGGUGCGGGACCGCUUCGCCAUCUUUGCCGGCCCCGACCUGCGCAACAUGGACAACCUCUACACGCGGCUGGAGAGCGCCAAGGGCCUCAAGGAGUUCUUCACCCUCACUGACCUGCGCAUGCGGUUGCUGCGCCCGGCACUGGGCGGCACCUACGUGCAGCGGGAGAACCUCUACAAGUACUUCUAUGCCAUCUCCAACAUCGAGGUCAUUGGCAGGUGCAAGUGCAACCUACACGCCAACCUGUGCUCCCUGCGCGAGGGCAGCCUGCAGUGCGAGUGCGAGCACAACACCACCGGCCCCGACUGUGGGAAGUGCAAGAAGAAUUUCCGCACCCGGUCCUGGCGGGCCGGCUCCUACCUGCCGCUGCCCCACGGCUCUCCCAAUGCCUGUGCUGCUGCAGGUUCCUUUGGCAGCAUCAGCAGGUCCCAGAAAGACCCCGACCCCAAAGGCCCUGUGGCCACUGCGGCCACCACAGCCAUGACAAGGGCCCCCACUACUCCUGUCCCCUCCACGUCCACUGCCUGGGCCCCCACGGCUCCCAGCACCCCACAGCCCACAGAGUGGACCAGGCCAUCUACGGCUGCCCCGCUCUCAAGCAGGUGGUCCCAGGUGGCCGCCCGUGCAGAAGCUGUGGGCACCCCUGCUGCUGCCCCUGCCCCCGCCAAGGGCUACAAACUUUUCCAGCUCAAGCCCAAAUCUCCUCAAGUGAUGCCUAUUGAAGAAUUCCAAGACUGCGAAUGCUACGGUCACUCCAACCGCUGCAGCUACAUUGACUUCCUGAAUGUGGUGACCUGCGUCAGCUGCAAACACAACACGCGAGGUCAGCACUGCCAGCACUGCCGGCUGGGCUACUACCGCAACGGCUCGGCAGAGCUGGACGAUGAGAACGUCUGCAUUGAGUGUAACUGCAACCAGAUAGGCUCCGUGCACGACCGGUGCAACGAGACCGGCUUCUGCGAGUGCCGCGAGGGCGCGGCGGGCCCCAAGUGCGACGACUGCCUCCCCACGCACUACUGGCGCCAGGGCUGCUACCCCAACGUGUGCGAUGACGACCAGCUGCUGUGCCAGAACGGAGGCACCUGCCUGCAGAACCAGCGCUGCGCCUGCCCGCGCGGCUACACCGGCGUGCGCUGCGAGCAGCCCCGCUGCGACCCCGCCGACGAUGACGGCGGCCUGGACUGCGACCGCGCGCCCGGGGCCGCCCCGCGCCCCGCCACCCUGCUCGGCUGCCUGCUGCUGCUGGGGCUGGCCGCCCGCCUGAGCCGCUGAGCCCCGCCCGGGGGACGCUCCCUGCUCCCGGGGGCCGGGGGUCCCGGGGCGGAGCCGGCGUCCGAGGCCGGGCGGCGAGAAGGGUGCGGCCAGAGCUGCUCCCAGGUGCUACUCAGCAGGGCCCCCCGCCCGGCCCACGCUCCCGCUCGCACUGCCCUCCCCCCGCAGCAGGGGCGCCUAGGAACUCCGGUCCCCGCACCUGCGAUUUGGUUUCGUUUUUCUUUUGUAUUAUCCGCUGCCCAGUUCCUUUUUUGUCUUUCUCUUUUUUUUUUUUUUUUUCGCUGGCGGUGAGCCAGAGGGUCGGGAGAAACGCUGCUCGCCCCACCCCCCGUCCUGCCUCCCACCACACGUGCACACACGGGACUGUGGCCGACGACCCCUGGCCUGUGCCGGGCUCAUGGGCGGCGGCGGACCCCGACCUCCAGUUGCCUACAAUUCCAGACGCUGACUCGGUCCUGUUUUCUAUUCUUUCUUUAUUUUUCCUGCAACCCAUCAGACCGCAGGCCUCACUGGAGGCUCGGUGACCAAGGAACUCACCGUCUGGGGGAGGAGGAGAGAAGGAAGGGGUGGGGGGCCUGGACAUUUCGUUCUGUAGAGAACUAUUUUUGUUCGUAUUCACUGUCCCCUGUAGGGGAGACUGGGCGGGAGCGCCGGUCACCGCGGGGGCCGAGGGGCGAGAAUCCGAGGAGUAAAGAGUUUGCUCACUGCUGCCUCCAUGGCCUGUUUUCUUUCUGUGUUGGGGACGCUGGGCAGGUUUGGGGCUUAGUGAGGAACCCACAACAAAGCCUUAAAGAAACGGUUUCCCUAUUGGGGCCACCAUUUCCCUGUCCUCAUUACCUUCUCAAGAUUAAGGAGGAGUGCUGGAGGGGACAGGGGCAGCUCCUUGAUUCAGGGUUCAUCCCCUGGGACCUCUGCUUCAGAGGAUCCAGCAGCUCUCCCAGCUCUGCUUGGUGUCUCCAGCCCUGGGGCCACACUUUCCCCUCGGUCCAGCCUCCUGUCCACCUAAGUUUAUUUCAGAGCAGUGCCGGGGAUCCGGUCCCGGUUGCUAACUGCUCUCACUGCUCCACCUGCAGAUGCUCCCAGCACUGACUUCUGACACCACACCUGUUCUUUCCCGGCUGCGAGGUUUAGACCUGGGUCCUUCCCUUGAGUCCCCAAAGCUAAGCUAAGACCAAGGGGAACAAACUUGGCCUUGGGGACAGCAGGAGAGUACAACACAGAAAAAGAGGGGGAGGUAUGACAGGACACUGCAUAGGACUCACAGCGUCCCCAGCCCACAUGCCAGCCCCUCCUGGCCUCCUCUGUUAGCUCCCACCCCCAGCACCCCGCUGACCCGGAAGUGCCUUCUGCCAUCCCCGGAUCCUCCCACAGCUGACCCAUCUCUACGCUCACCUUCUUCCUUAUGCACAGAACCCCACUGCCUGGGACCCAAAGCACCCAGAUAAAAUAAAACACCUCUCUGGGGCUUCUUGUGGAUAGGAGUGGCCAGGGGACACAGCUCUGAGCAGUGAGAUGUAAGCAGGAGUGAUGGGUGGGGCUUCCAGAAAGUUCCUUAAAAGUCAUGCCUUCCUUCACACCCCACAAAGCCUCAGUUGUCCAAGUUUGUGGCUCUGUUUUUUCUCUCUCGUCCCUCCCUCUGUUCUUCAGUCAGCAGGAUGGGGAAGGAGCGUUCUUGAGAUACUGAGCGUAAAAGUGUCACCCUCAGGACAGUGAAGGGUGGAGCUGGGGGUGGAAGUUGCAGCGCCUGGGACACCUGCCCUGGCUGCAACCUCUGCACUGCUUUUAUUUAAUUUUUUAUAGAGUUGGGGUCUCACUAUGUUGCCCAGGCUGGUCUCGAACUCCUAGGCUCAAGUGAUCCUCCGGCCUUGGCCUUCCAAAGUGCUGGGAUUACAGGUGUGAGCCACCGUACCACCUGCGUGUCUUACUGUGUGAGAAAAAAAAAUAAAUGUUGAUGUGAUUAAAACACUA
Messenger RNA from Chlorocebus sabaeus (green monkey), 5732 nucleotides. Lineage: Eukaryota; Metazoa; Chordata; Mammalia; Primates; Cercopithecidae. The record is from RefSeq and is a predicted model, not a curated record.